Molecule: messenger RNA, 1245 nt
Organism: Dioscorea cayenensis subsp. rotundata (Guinea yam)
Lineage: Eukaryota; Viridiplantae; Streptophyta; Magnoliopsida; Dioscoreales; Dioscoreaceae
Product: adenylate kinase, chloroplastic-like
Exons: 7
Coding region: 108-1007 (299 amino acids)
Biological process (GO): nucleoside triphosphate biosynthetic process
Cellular component (GO): cytoplasm
Molecular function (GO): ATP binding; nucleoside diphosphate kinase activity; AMP kinase activity
Source: RefSeq, a predicted model, not a curated record
UCCUUACCAACCUCAGCCUCGUCGAUGGAUUCAGGGUGGACUUCGAUCCCAAGGCCUUAGCUUUCGAAGCCCCGAGCAAGGAGAAGGCGGAGAGGGCGCACUAGAGCAUGGCUUGCUUGGUUGCUCUGGCCCUCGAGGCUUCGCCAUCGCUCUCCUCUUCCUCUCAUACCAACCGUGGCUUCGCUGCCCACUCUUCUCCUUCCUCCAAGUCUCCCAAAUCGUGUCUUCGCAUCGAUUCCGGCCGCCGUCACCGUCCCUUGAAGGGAUUGCGCACUAGACGGUUGGUUGAUGUUCCAUUGAUUACGGUUCAGGCAUCCCAGAAGGUAGAACCUCUGAAGGUUAUGAUUUCAGGGGCUCCUGCAUCUGGGAAGGGAACACAAUGUGAAUUUAUCAAGAAUAAGUAUGGGUUUGUGCAUAUUUCUGCUGGAGAUUUGUUGAGGGCUGAAGUUUCUGCUGGGACUGAGAAUGGAAAACGAGCUAAAGAACACAUGGAGAAGGGAAUGUUAGCCCCUGAUGAAAUUGUUGUCUUGAUGGUGAAGGAGCGCCUUCUGCAACCCGAUGCUCAGCAAAAUGGUUGGCUUUUAGAUGGAUACCCAAGGAGCGCGUCUCAAGCUAAAGCUCUUGAAGACCUAGGUAUCCGCCCAGAUAUUUUCAUUCUCCUUGAUGUCAAUGAAGAAACCCUAGUUGAGAGAGUUGUUGGCAGAAGGCUUGAUCCUGUUACUGGAAAAAUAUACCAUCUUAAGUAUUCUCCACCUGAAAAUGAAGAAAUUGCUGCAAGGCUUACUCUGCGCUUUGAUGAUACUGAGGAGAGGGUAAAAUUACGAUUACAGACUCAUCACCAAAAUGUAGAAGCUGUACUUUCUCUAUACAAGGACCUCGUGUUCAAGGUUGAUGGGAAUGCUCAAAAGGACAAAGUAUUCACCGAAAUAGACAAUGCAUUGUCUGCAUUAUUCAAGAGAAAAUUGGAAACAGAUUCAGCAUCCACCGCUGCUGGUCUAACUUAUUAGAUAUAUCAGUAAAUCGACAAAUAACGCACCCAUAAUCCCUGUACUUUUCUCAUUUUACAAUCAUGGGCAUACAAAUGUUUAGCUUAGUUUGCCAGACCUUGUAUCAGUAAAGCUUAUGCACCAUAGAAGACUUUGCAAAGUUUUACUUUUAGGUCAGAAAGUAAGAUGUAUCCUGAAGUAAGAUCUUCUGUAUACAUAUUUUAUCAAUACAGAUUAAACAGAUGAAGAAUUACAUCAA